This is a messenger RNA of Python bivittatus (Burmese python), 3828 nucleotides long. The record is from RefSeq and is a predicted model, not a curated record. NCBI's taxonomy places the organism in Eukaryota, Metazoa, Chordata, Lepidosauria, Squamata, Pythonidae.
UCCUUUUUCUUUUUGGCAGAGGUUUACAUGCCCACUCUUCCUCUUGUGGCAUGGGGUGAGUUGUUUCUAUGUGCCAGGAGUUGCUCCCAUCAAUUUUCACCGGAAUGCUCCUGUAGAAAUCAAGGCUGUGAAACUCACCAGUUCGCGGACCCAGUUACCCUAUGAGUAUUACUCCUUACCAUUCUGCCAGCCUGGCACCAUCACGUAUAAAGCGGAGAAUUUGGGUGAGGUUCUGAGGGGGGACCGGAUUGUCAACACUCCCUUCCAGGUUUUCAUGAAUAUCGAAAAGAAAUGUGAGGUGUUGUGUAAUGUUCCAAACAAGCCUGUUGUCCUGACCAAGGAGAGCAGCCAACUAGUGGUUGAACGGAUCCAGGAGGAAUACUACGUUCACCUCAUUGCCGAUAACUUGCCAGUGGCCACAAGGCUGGAGUUCUACUCGAACCAUGAGGAAGAAGAGAAGAACAAGGAGAGAGACCUUCAGUUUGAGCAUGGCUAUCGGCUUGGGUUCAUGGAGAAGAACAGGUUCUUCCUGCACAACCACCUUUCCUUCAUCCUUUACUACCACAGAGAGGACGUGGAGGAGAACCAAGAGCCCACCUAUCGGGUGGUUCGCUUUGAAGUCAUCCCACAGAGCAUUGCGCUUGCAGAUAUGAAGGUGGAUGAGAAGGGGGUCUGUGUCCUGCCUGAAGCUGCCAGUGCCUCUGCUCAAGAAAUUGAUCCGAAGAAGCCGAAUGAACUCUUUUUCACCUAUUCUGUGCACUGGGAGGAGAGUGACAUCAAGUGGGCUUCCCGUUGGGACACCUACCUCACCAUGAGCGACGUACAGAUACAUUGGUUUUCCAUUGUGAACUCCGUGGUUGUGGUCUUCUUCCUUUCAGGCAUUCUCAGCAUGAUCAUCAUCCGGACUCUUCGGAAAGAUAUUGCCAACUACAACAAGGAAGACGACAUUGAAGACACCAUGGAGGAGUCAGGGUGGAAGCUGGUGCAUGGUGAUGUCUUCAGGCCGCCUCAGUAUCCCAUGAUCCUCAGCUCCCUCCUGGGCUCUGGAAUCCAACUUUUCUGUAUGAUCCUGAUUGUUAUUUUUGUGGCCAUGCUGGGGAUGCUGUCUCCCUCUAGCCGGGGGGCUUUGAUGACCACGGCCUGCUUCCUCUUCAUGUUCAUGGGGGUCUUCGGUGGCUUCUCUGCUGGUCGCUUGUAUCGCACACUCAAAGGCCAUCGUUGGAAGAAAGGCGCUUUCUGUACUGCCAUGCUGUACCCUGGGGUCGUCUUUGGAAUAUGCUUCAUCCUGAAUUGUUUCAUCUGGGGCAAACACUCCUCGGGGGCGGUCCCGUUUCCCACCAUGGUGGCCCUUCUCUGCAUGUGGUUCGGCAUUUCCUUGCCCUUGGUGUACCUGGGCUACUACUUCGGCUUUCGCAAGCAGCCGUAUGACAAUCCUGUGCGGACCAAUCAGAUCCCGAGGCAGAUCCCGGAGCAGAGGUGGUACAUGAACCGGUUCGUUGGGAUUCUUAUGGCCGGAAUUUUGCCUUUUGGAGCCAUGUUUAUUGAACUUUUCUUCAUUUUCAGUGCCAUCUGGGAGAACCAGUUCUACUACCUCUUUGGCUUCUUAUUCCUGGUCUUUAUCAUCCUCGUGGUCUCCUGCUCCCAGAUCAGCAUUGUCAUGGUGUACUUCCAGCUCUGUGCUGAGGAUUACCGGUGGUGGUGGAGGACCUUCCUGGUGUCUGGAGGAUCUGCUUUCUAUGUGCUAAUAUAUGCAGUCUUCUACUUCGUGAAUAAGCUGGACAUUGUGGAGUUCAUUCCCUCCUUAUUGUAUUUCGGCUACACAGCCCUCAUGGUGCUGUCCUUCUGGCUCCUGACGGGGACCAUCGGCUUCUAUGCAGCCUACAUGUUUGUCCGCAAAAUUUAUGCUGCUGUGAAAAUAGACUGAAGGCACUGUGACACCAGAUGGCACAAAGCCACCAUGCUUUGGUUUCCUCCUAGGAAGGAAGUGGGGAACUUUUUCCUGUUUCUCCCAAGGAAACAAAAUCCUUUGGGAGCAGGACACGGGAAAUAAAAAAAAUAGUUCAACUCUUGGAAUGUAAUCUUUGGCACAGUGUCCGUGGAAUCAGGGGAUCUCCUGGAGGGGAAGGGUGUAUAGAUUCUUUACAUUUUAAUUUUUAUUCUCUUGCGGAUAUAAGGGUUUUUUUAGAAACUCCAAUCCACCCCUUUCAAUGAAUAUUCCUUCGUCUGAUUUUCAAAAUCAAGACAGUAACCCAAGAUUGCAGUGAUUACUCUCGAGUUCAGGGAGAGAGAUUCUUCAAUAGCCUUUUGCUAUGCCUGUGCUGGGAAGAAGACGGCGGGCACCGCAGGCUUCUGGAAAGAUUCCUAGAAAUGGUUUGCUGAAGUUUCUUGUGUGGUCUGGUUUCAGCAACUCUCUGUCCUGGUGCUACAGAGGUGCUAUUUCAGAACGAGACAAGUGCAAUUUUUCAGAAGGGGCUUUCAAACUGAAAUCUUCCAACCUGCCCCUCCCACUUUCUCUUGUGCCAAAAGUCUCAGCAGGCAGCAACGCUACCUUGAGUUUUAAAUGAUGAAUGAUAAGGAACGCAGAACUGUUGCUCUGAAAAUUAAACAGGCCAGCAAACUGGAGAACACAGCUCAGAUGUCCUGGGGAAAUUCUGGGGAAACUUCUUGGACCCUCCCCGCUAACUCCUGGAUUUGGGUGAGACGAGGGACCGUAAGCAGAAAAAUGAGCAAGCUUGCCAUGUUCAUGUGCUGAGGAAUCCGUGGCUCAGACACAGAGAACUGCUGUGGCAAUGUGGAAGAGAGGAAAGGACUUGGGCGAGUCCUGCGUUUCAGAGAGGAAUUGCCUGCCCCCCCCCGGUUCUGCAGGAAUUUGUAAAACCACGUCCCCCGCCCUCCACCCAUCACCGGCAGUCCUGGCAGAGUCAUGUUCUUCCCCUGUUCAGGUCUGUCCUUAGAAAUUAGACAUUCAGUUCUGUCCCUUAUUGACCUCUGUGCAAACGACAUAUUUGGAAAGGGAUCUGCAAAUUAAUUCAUGUACGCGCCAAUCUUUUCCUGUUGCUGCAAGUGAAAAAUUCUUCAAUCCCGAAGGUGGAAGUUUCUUGCCCUGAUUUGGAGUUUGCAAAUCAACCUGAACCUAGUUGCUGGAAGAUGGUUAAAGACACUCCUUGGACAAACCACACCUUUUUCUGUGUUACCAGAAAAUGGGUUUGAUUUUUAAAACUGCUGAAAAAAGUUGUGAUGAGAUUUUUCCUGAGACCUAGAGCAGUUCACACCGUGUUUUCGCCCAAGAAUUAAAAAAUCUCCAGACAUUCUACCUGAUCUGUCCUGAUGGUGAAUCUUACGUGCACUAUGUGGAGAAAAACUCUUCCAUUUUCUGUGAGCAUAUCUUAGAAUAAGUAAACAUGCAUUUCUCACAAUUUAAUGAUGUCUAUUUUAACGUCUCUUUCCCUCCACUGCCCCCGUCCCCGCUUUUCUUGCCCUGCGUGGAUGGAUGAAGGGUCUGCAACAUUCUCCACAAGGCACAAGCAAAACCAGUAUCGUCUGGAGAGGCUGUCUUGGCUGUCGUCUGCCCCUCGCCACCUCCCCAUGCCAUCUCAUUGCUUACCACACCAAGGGCGCAUCAGCCACAAUCAAGGUUGGGCUAAGAGCCGCAGGAUUUGUGGCCGAGGGAUUCCUUGGUGAACUUUGGUUUGACGUGGAGUAUUCGAGUGGGUCACUUUCCCCUAGGUAACCUCUGCCCCAUCGGAUCUGCUCUAGCCAUGCUGUCAGCCUUGUAUUUUUAAUGUAUUGUUUGAGCCCGAAUGUAAAUAAAUACGCUGUUGUCCGAUU